Molecule: messenger RNA, 2716 nt
Organism: Asterias rubens (European starfish)
Lineage: Eukaryota; Metazoa; Echinodermata; Asteroidea; Forcipulatida; Asteriidae
Product: beclin-1-like
Exons: 12
Coding region: 107-1462 (451 amino acids)
Biological process (GO): late endosome to vacuole transport; autophagy; autophagosome assembly
Cellular component (GO): phosphatidylinositol 3-kinase complex, class III, type I; phosphatidylinositol 3-kinase complex, class III, type II; phagophore assembly site
Source: RefSeq, a predicted model, not a curated record
AUGAGAUGAUGACAAGAAAAAAGUAGACGACAACAUCAUCAUCAGUAAACGAUUUCCGUCCGAAUGGAUUUUAAGAAAACAAGAAAACCAAGCUGAAUGAUGUGCAAUGUCUAACAGCAGCCACAGCUCAGAUUCACAGCGGUCGGGGGUUGCGACCACCCAUGUUAGCUUUGUAUGUCAACGUUGUUGCCAGCCGCUGAAGUUAGAUCCAUCCUUUAGUUCGCUGGACAGCCAAACAUACAUUGACCUCACAGCCCCGUUGCUGACGGUUAGUUCAUCAGGCAAGGCAACCCCGCUGCUACAGAGCACUGACAGCGCAGAGCCGUUUGAUCUUGACAGGAAUGAUGGCGUGUCCAGGAAACAAAUCCAACCCGUCAGCAGGUAUCCGUCUCAAGACAGUGGGCAGGAGUUCACUUUACUGGGAGAAGCGGCGAGUAGUCGAAUGGAAAAUAUCAGCCAUCGAAUCAAGGUUGCCAGUCAGCUGUUUGACAUCAUGUCUGGCCACUCUGAUAUUGACCAUCCAUUGUGUGAGGAAUGCACCGAUUCUUUGUUAGACCAACUGGAUCAGCAGCUGAAGAUAACAGAGGAUGAGUGUAAACAUUACCGUGAGUCUCUGGAGAAACUCGACGACGGUGAAGAUGAAGAAGAUGAGGCGGCACUGGAAGCCCAGAUAGAAAUGUUGAAGGCUGACGAAACUGAACUGAUGAAACAACUCGAUGAGACAGACUCCGAGCGACAGAAGAUCACAGAGGAGACAAAACAACAGAAGAAAGAGGUCGAACAACUGGAGGCAGAGGAAGAAAGAUAUUGGAAGGAGUAUAAUCGGUACAAGUCUCGUUUACUGCUGUUGAAAGAUGAACAGAGGAGUGUUGACAAUCAACUGAGGUAUACACAAACUCAACUGGAUCAGCUCAGCAAGACUAAUGUCUUCAACGCUACCUUCCAUAUAUGGCACAAUGGUCACUUUGGGACCAUCAAUAACUUCCGAUUGGGACGUCUACCGAGUGUUCCUGUUGACUGGAGUGAAAUUAAUGCUGCCUGGGGUCAGACAGUUCUCUUGCUUCACUCUCUAGCACAGAAAAUGAACUUCAAAUUUAAAAGGUAUCGACUGGUUCCCUGUGGUAACCAUUCCUACUUGGAGUCUCUUCAAGACAAGUCGAAGCAGCUCCCACUCCAUGGAUCAGGGGGCUUCCGAUUCUUCUGGGAUACAAAGUUUGAUCAGGCCAUGGUGGCCUUCUUGGAUUGCUUACAGCAAUUGGAGGAGGAAGUCGAGCGAGGCGAUACAAGCUUCUGCCUCCCUUAUAAAAUGUCUGGAGGAAAGAUUGAAGAUAAGAGCAAUGGAGCUACCUACUCAGUCAAAAUCCAGUUUAACUCUGAAGAGCAGUGGACGAAGGCACUGAAAUUCAUGUUGACAAAUUUGAAAUGGGCCCUCGCUUGGGUCUCCUCUCAGUUCACCAAGUGAUUCUUGAAGACGUAAACAAGCCAGCAUUGAUCAUUCUCCAAAAGGACAAGCCUGUAUAACCAAAGUGGCACGCACUACGAGCACGGACCAACUGGACCAUUGCAGUGGGGGACAACUUUAUAUGGACACCAAGGCAAACCCAGGGGAAAGGGUUGAUUAGUAACUGGUGUGAUUUUACUAUCAGCUCAAUAUGUGUCUAAAAUGUGGUAGACUCAAGAUACACUAGUAAAAAAAAUAAUAAAGCAUGAAGUAAACUAUUUGUUGCAAUCUGAAAGCUAUGGAUUAUGUUCUUACUGUACUUUUUUGAUAUCCGUUUAACAGUGGAAGACGCUAUUGCCUGUUUCAAUUGCUGCAAUUGCUGUAAUUGAAAUAAGCACAUGUAUACGCAACUAAUGACUAGUGUCCUGCUUAUAUUGGAUGGUGUGAGAAUUGUACACAGAGCAAACUAUGUACUGUAUAUCAAUAUUUACUACCUUAUGAUAACUGAACAAAAAACAAAACAAAUUUUGUUUAUACGGGAGGACAUUAAAUAGAAGGUUAAAAUCAUUCUUAAAUUUAAUGGCAAUAGAAAUCUUUGGUUAGAGCCUACAGCAGCAAUCGACAGUAUGAAGCAUUUUGAAAAACAUUUCACUUUGAAGUACCGGUAGUGUGUAAAAAGGUAAUUGUUUUUAUGCCCUAAUGGCGAUAUCUCAAAAAACGCAACCACCUUUUGAAAUUAAAUUUUCUUAAUUAUGAUAGUUUGACUGUGUACAUCUGCAUUAAUAUAGGAUUAAAACAAUCUAAGGUUUCAAAAACCAAAGGAAAGAACAAAUGCUGUUUCUCAUCAUACAUGUAUGAACUUUAUACCACAAUAGAUGAUAUUGAAUGGUCUGGCAGCAGAUAUAACUUUACUUGCAGCGCAAUUUCAAAGUAAAGCAUCGAGUAAAUGAAUGGGCAAAGGGUUGACACUUUGUGUAUAUUUGUGCAAGCGAUGAUGCAUACAUAAAUAUAGAUUUCAUUAUAGAACAUGAAAAGAAAACACAAGUUGACUUUAAAAAGUAAGGAUUUUUGUGUAAAUUUUUCAGCAUUACUAUUGUAAAGUUAUCAAAUUAAGUUACUCAUCAGUUGACUUAAAAUAUUGCUCAUGUAUAUUGAAAUAUUAUUGAUGAAUAUAAAAACUUUGUUUCUAGCAAAUCUGAAUAGACAACAAGCAAGUUGUUGAAUGAUGAAUAAAGUAAAACAAGAUAUAAAUAAAGUAUAAGAUGGAGACUGAAA